Messenger RNA from Soboliphyme baturini, 456 nucleotides. NCBI's taxonomy places the organism in Eukaryota, Metazoa, Nematoda, Enoplea, Dioctophymatida, Soboliphymatidae. The record is from the annotation of a GenBank genome assembly.
AUGCAUGUCCAUCAACCGGAAGGUCGGUCGGCGCGGAACGGCCGCCGGUGUCGGUGCCAGUUUCCUCGCAUUUUUAAGCCAGUGUCACUUCUCACCAAUAUGACAACCGAUCACGGAGACAGGACAACCGUAGAAAACGAGCUGGAGGCGGCGACCGGCUUAUCCACACCUCGAAUUCCGAUGUACAUUACGAAUGCGAAAUGCAGAAAUGGGCCACAAACGAACGCCAAAAAACUGCCAGCAUGCAUCAGAUUAAAGAAAAAACGAAAGUCGCCGCGCAGUGCCGCCGCCGUCGCCGUGAACGGCGCUAAGCGGCAUCCGGCAGGCGAACAGCCGAAAUCCGAAAUAGCGACCGCCGCAUACGAGGAACUUAGGCGCGAGGCGCACGGUGGAACGACGGUACGAAAGAGAAGUGACGAAAGGGAGCAGAAGGUGAAACGCAGGACGAUAAGAUGA